Molecule: messenger RNA, 1209 nt
Organism: Adelges cooleyi (spruce gall adelgid)
Lineage: Eukaryota; Metazoa; Arthropoda; Insecta; Hemiptera; Adelgidae
Product: probable serine hydrolase
Exons: 7
Coding region: 149-1066 (305 amino acids)
Source: RefSeq, a predicted model, not a curated record
UGACAUUGCUGUUUGAUUAAUUAUACAUAUUCAUGUUCUGCCAGCUCAAUAUUUGUGUUGUGUUCUCAUAAUUAUUUUAAUAACUUGUGUUAUAAUUUUUAAGUUUUACCGAGAGUAACUUGUUUUUUAUUAGUUAUACAAAUUUAUAAUGGAACAGCAAGAAAAUGUUCAACCAACAUUUGAAGAAAUCCAAAUACCUGUACCAUUUGGUUACGUAAGUGCUAAAUGGUGGGGACCAAGAGAUAAGCAACCUAUAAUAGCUAUACACGGAUGGCAAGAUAAUGCUGGAACUUUCGAUCCUCUUAUUGAAUUACUCCCAAAAGAAUUAUCUAUACUAUGUAUAGAUUUACCGGGACAUGGACGUUCUUCACACAUACCUCCAGGAAUUCCAUAUUAUUUAUUUUGGGAUGGUCUUACAAUAUUACGUAGAAUAGUCAGACAUUACAAUUGGAGGAACAUAUCCAUUAUGGGUCAUUCUCUAGGAGCUGCUAUUGGUUUUUUGUAUGCUGCAUCCUAUCCCGAUGAUACAGAAAUGUUGAUAUCAAUUGAUACUGUAGCACCAGUAGUCUUUAAUCCAGCUGAAAUUGUUAAAAAUACUGGACCCUUUCUUGAUAGGUUCUUUUAUUAUGAGUCAUUGGGUACUGAUAAAAUGCCAGCAUAUGGUUAUUCAGAUAUGAUUGACCUAGUAAUGGAUGGCCAUCAUAGUACAUUAACUCGUAAAGCAUGUGAGACCCUUAUGAAACGAGGUAUGUAUCCUGUGAAAGACAAUAAAUACUUCUUUUCAAGAGACACAAGACUUAAGGUAGCAUGGAUGGGAUUACCUUCACUUGAAGUGUUAAAAGAAUUUGCUGGUCAUGUAACAUGUCGCUAUUUCAACAUCAAAGCUAAACCAUAUAGGCCGUUAGAUAAUUGGCCAGUAUAUUCAGAAUUGCUGGGAAUAAUUAAAACAAAUGCUAAGGAAUAUUUAUAUAAAGAAUAUGAUGGUACUCAUCAUUUGCAUUUGAAUAAUCCCGAGUGUUUGACUUCAGAUAUUACUGACUUCAUAUUACAGUCUAACAAAUCAUAAUGCAAUCUUAAAAAAUAACAUGUUAACAGAUUAGCAUUACCAACUUAUGAAACAGUUCUUGAAUUUGCAAAACAAAUUCAUUGUCGUUACUUAAUGAUAAAAGCGGUUCCUGGUAGAGUACGUGAUAAUUGGGUAUUAUACAA